This is a messenger RNA of Oryza brachyantha (malo sina), 1409 nucleotides long. RefSeq names its product homocysteine S-methyltransferase 4-like. Gene Ontology annotation, biological process: S-methylmethionine cycle. The coding region runs from base 83 to 1180 and encodes 365 amino acids. The record is from RefSeq and is a predicted model, not a curated record. The transcript has 5 exons. NCBI's taxonomy places the organism in Eukaryota, Viridiplantae, Streptophyta, Magnoliopsida, Poales, Poaceae. Gene Ontology annotation, molecular function: S-adenosylmethionine-homocysteine S-methyltransferase activity; zinc ion binding.
GUGUGCGAACUCUCGUGGUCUGUGUGCGUUGUGCACGUACUGUGUGCUAGCUUGCUGUUGGCCGGACGAGCUAGCUAGCGAAAUGGGUCGCGGGGGCGACGUCGACGCGGCGGGCGCGCUGCGGCGGUUCGUGCGGGAAGCGGGAGGGUGCGCCGUGGUGGACGGCGGGCUAGCGACGGAGCUGGAGGCCCACGGCGCGGACCUGCGGGACGAGCUCUGGAGCGCCCGCUGCCUCCUCUCCGCCCCUCACCUCAUCCGCAAGGUGCAUUUGGACUACCUCGACGCCGGCGCCAACAUCAUAACCUCGGCGUCGUACCAGGCGACGAUCCAGGGGUUCCAGGAGAGGGGCCUGUCGCGGGAGCGGAGCGAGGCGCUGCUGCGGCGGAGCGUCCACAUCGCGCAGGAGGCGCGCGCCAUCUUCGCGGAGGGCUCGUCCAAGGGCCCCUUCGCCACGCACGGGAUCCACCACCACCGCUCCGCCGCCUCCUCGGCGCGCUGCCCCGUGCUCGUGGCCGCCUCCGUCGGUAGCUACGGCGCCUAUCUCGCCGACGGCUCCGAAUACACCGGAGAGUAUGGCAGAUCGGUGACCAAGGAGACGCUCAAGAGCUUCCACCGGAGGCGUCUGCAGGUGCUCGCCGACGCGGGGCCCGACCUCAUCGCGUUCGAGACGAUCCCGAACAAGCUGGAGGCACAGGCCUACGCCGAGCUUAUGGAGGAGGAGGACAUAAGGAUCCCGGCGUGGCUCUCCUUCACCUCCAGGGACGGAGCCAGCGCGGCGAGCGGUGACCCCAUCGCCGAGUGCGCCGCGGUGGCCGACUCCUGCGCGAGGGUCGCCGCCGUCGGGGUGAACUGCACGGCCCCCAGGCUGAUCCACGGCCUGGUCCUCUCCAUCAGGAAGGUGACGAGCAAGCCGGUCGUCGUGUACCCCAACAGCGGGGAGACCUACGUGCCCGAGACCAAAGAAUGGGUGGAGUCGGACGGCGGCGGUGCGUCGGAGACGACGGACUUCGUGUCGUGCGUCGGCAGGUGGAGGCGGGCGGGCGCCGCACUCGUCGGGGGAUGCUGCAGGACGAGCCCGGCCACGGUGAGGGCCAUCUCGCGGGCGCUGCGUGAACCGGAUGGUGACGCCGCGAGCCCCGAUGACGACGACGACGAUUUGCCGGCGGUGGCCGUGCUCUAGUUAUUUGUUAUCGAUCGUUUAGUCUUGUUGUUAAGCGCGCGGUUUUUACAUAUUUAUGCUUCAAACAGUGACAAAAUGGGAAUAAAGUGGUUUGAUCUAUGCAACAAUUUAUUCGUCUAUUCGAUUCUCAGUACUUCUUUCAAAUACUGCCUGCCAGUCCCCGAAGAACACAAUCUUGUAACAAUAAAGGGCAAAGGCUGUGAUUGAGAAAGAUGUUGGAUUAUGGAUU